Elgaria multicarinata webbii is the source of this 753-nucleotide messenger RNA. It is a transcript of the gene KLF2, whose product is annotated as KLF transcription factor 2. Bases 1 to 567 code for a protein of 188 amino acids. The transcript has 2 exons. Gene Ontology annotation, biological process: regulation of transcription by RNA polymerase II. Gene Ontology annotation, molecular function: RNA polymerase II cis-regulatory region sequence-specific DNA binding; DNA-binding transcription factor activity, RNA polymerase II-specific. Lineage: Eukaryota; Metazoa; Chordata; Lepidosauria; Squamata; Anguidae. The record is from RefSeq and is a predicted model, not a curated record.
AUGCUGGCCGGCGGCGCCGACACGCCGCCGCUCAGCCCCGACGACCUGCUGGCGGCCGCCGCCUCGGAGGGCCCGCUGCGGCAGCCCUACGGCCGCCCGCCCUACGGCCGCCCGCUCCAGUUCCACGCGCCCCCCGCGAGCGGCGCCGGCUCGCCCUUCGGCCUCUUCGAGGAGACGCUGCCGCUGCCGCCGCCGCCCUGCCCGGCCUCCGCCCCGAGGGGCCUGCUCACGCCGCCCUCCUCGCCGCUGGAGCUGCUGGAGGCCAAGCCCAAGCGGGGCCGCCGCUCCUGGCCCCGCAAGCGCACCGCCACCCAUACCUGCACCUACGCCGGCUGCGGGAAGACCUACACCAAGAGCUCCCACCUCAAGGCGCACCUGCGGACGCACACAGGCGAGAAGCCCUACCACUGCAACUGGGACGGCUGCGGCUGGAAGUUUGCGCGCUCCGACGAACUGACGCGGCACUACCGCAAACACACUGGGCACCGGCCCUUCCAGUGCCACCUUUGCGACCGGGCCUUCUCCCGCUCCGACCACCUGGCCCUGCACAUGAAGAGGCACAUGUAGCCGGAGGCCCCCCCACCCCACACCCACCCUGCCCCCCGGAGGGGGCACAGACGCGUCAGAGGUUCCUCGGGAUCUUGUAGCUGGUACUACGACACGUCCACCGCCAAGCGGCUCAGGAUGAGCACCGACUCCAGGGAGGACGACCCCCGGCCCGGCCCUUCUCUCCCUCCUCCUCCCCCCCACCGU